Messenger RNA from Paramacrobiotus metropolitanus, 1423 nucleotides. RefSeq lists its product as uncharacterized. The transcript is spliced from 5 exons. Bases 6 to 956 code for a protein of 316 amino acids. Lineage: Eukaryota; Metazoa; Tardigrada; Eutardigrada; Parachela; Macrobiotidae. The record is from RefSeq and is a predicted model, not a curated record.
CGUCCAUGCUUGGCGACAUAAGUUUCGAUGAGGCUAUCAAGAUUGGUGACAGCAAACUCAAGUGGCCUCGACGACACCAGCUGACACGCCACAUCCUGCCAAAAUUCGAAAAAGAAAUUCGUGAGAAAAUACAGAUCUUGUUGUCUACUACCACAGCUGUAUCACUGAACGUGGAUUUGUGGACGAGCAAGAGAUGCCAUGGCUAUAUGGGUGUAACUGUUUCGUUUAUCGAUGAAAAAUUUCGCCUGCGAAAUUUCGUGUUGGGAUGUCCGCGUUUUAAAGAGUCGCACACUGCAGAGAAUAUUUUUCAACUAGCUACCGUCUUGAUACUCGACUACAACUUGAAGGAUGUCCUGCAUUAUGUUGGGCUUGACAACGGCCGAAAUUUUGUAAAUGCUUUUGACGACUGGAUGCCAAGCCUUUUUCCCGCGGAGUUUUUGCGCAAACCGGAUGCGGAAGAUGAACACGUUGUCGAUGAGGACGGAUUUAAUGACUGCGUGGAAUCCGUAGAAAACGAUGAUGAAAGAGCGGAGGAAAGCGACCUUGAUUUUGAUUCCCAGCGCACAGAGCAAGCGUUUCAAAAAAUCCGUGACACAUACUGCCGGAUUCCCGAUAGAAACAUUGUGGUCCGGUGCGCGGCGCACACCUUAUCUUUGGCCAUUGGUAGCGCAAUGGCAGAUGCGCAGGUUAUCAACCAAGUUAUUGAAGGUCUUGCUGGGAUCGUUAACCGUGUUAAGCAUUCGCAGUCGGAGACAACCAUUCUGGAGGAAGCGUUCAAGAAAACCUUUGUCAGCCGCAAUCAGACCAGAUGGAACUCGAACUUUUUAAUGGCCAAGCGGGCAGCGGAAUUUGAUUGGGAAAGAUGUGGACUCUCAGAAAAAUAUUUUGAAACCUGCGCACCGCCUUGUAUUGCAAGCGUUUGUAAAUCUUAUGGAAGUUUUCAAUGCAUCGUUUAAGAUUCUGCAGACGGCUGACUAUCCUGUAAUUGGAGACGUUAUUCCUAUUUUAUGUGGACUUCGCAGGCAUAUCAAAACAUGCCAAAAGAAUAUAGACUUCGUGUUAUUGCAAGAUUUUAUGAAAGGCUUGCUGAAACAACUAGACGAAAGAUUUGGUGCUGUGGAAAAAGACAACCUGUACCUUGCCGCUGCUUUUCUGGAUCCCAAAUAUAAGCUUCUGUGGUGUAAUAGUUUUGGACCUGAGAAAUCUGCUGAGAUGGUUCUCAAAAUCAAGGCGCUCAUGCUGGGCAUGAUGCAAGAAGUUGGCUGCGGUCAAGACGUGCAGUUUAAAGAAAGCAAGAAUAGUUUUGUCGGUCCGGAUUUCCUGAACUUUUUAUACAGAGGACAAAGUAGCUUGUCGAUGCGACAGGACAGCGGAAGUGACAAAGCUGCAACGUGCGAAACUGAACUAGAGAUGUAUAUUGCCU